Molecule: messenger RNA, 597 nt
Organism: Vicia villosa (hairy vetch)
Lineage: Eukaryota; Viridiplantae; Streptophyta; Magnoliopsida; Fabales; Fabaceae
Exons: 1
Coding region: 1-597 (198 amino acids)
Source: RefSeq, a predicted model, not a curated record
AUGGUGAGUGAUCUCCUUAAUUUUAACCAUGGUGACAUUACGUGGAACUUGGAAUCCAUCUUCGGUGUGGAUGUUUUGAAUUCUUCGGUUCCGACCGCUCCUUCCACCAUCUUAUCCGUAACGGGCACGGUUAUUGGCGAAGAUUUUAGGGACUUGAAAUCGAUUCUUCAAGGGAUUGUGCAGGACAUAUUGGCAACGGACGAUUUCCAUUGGAACCUAACCUCAAAUGGAGAUUUCACGGUGUCUAGUGUUUCGCACUUGGUGUCUAAUGCAAAGGAUCUAGCUUGGCCAACACCCACUAUCAAGUUGUUGGAUGUCAUUUGGAAGACAAACAUUCCGGCAAAGAUCAAGAUUUUUUCUUGGAGAUUCCUCAUCAAUAGACUACCGCUAAAAGUUCAACUUGUCAAUAGAGGUGUGUCUAAUCGUACUUCCAUAGAUUGUCCUUUUUGUUCAAACCAUCCGGAAUCUUUGGAUCAUCUUUUCUACCAAUGCCAUGUCACAAAGGCGGUUUGGAAUAGAAUUUAUAUGUGGUUUGGUAAUGAUGUUAAUCUCUCUCAUGAGGAAUUCAAGGCUUUGGGAGUAUUCAAGAAAAGGUGA